Molecule: messenger RNA, 2112 nt
Organism: Pieris macdunnoughi
Lineage: Eukaryota; Metazoa; Arthropoda; Insecta; Lepidoptera; Pieridae
Source: the annotation of a GenBank genome assembly
AUGGUGCCUCAACAGCAAAGAAGAAGGCGUCGACGGGCUGUAUUGUCCAAGAAUGCAGAAAGACGGGUCGUAGUAGUUAGAGGAGCUGGUGGUUUUGGAUUUACAAUUGCAGGACAGCGUCCUUGUGUCGUUUCUGCCGUGGCAACCGGUGGACCGGCAGAACGAGCAGGUCUCCGCACUGGAGAUGCUUUACUAGCUGUGGACGGAGCCAAUGUUUCGCGAUCUCCUCACGCGUCCGUAGCUAGGACGAUAGCAGGAGCGGAUGGGCCGAUUGCACUCACAGUUGCACCUAGAGAAUCUCCACCUACCGAUACAGAAGAUACGGAACCAGAAGAGCGUGCUAGAACUCGUAGGAGAUAUCCUCCUCCGCGGAGAAGACCACAGCCUGCUGUGUUGCAUCAUCCAGGUUGUCAUGCUGCUCCUACAACGUCCGGCAUCAGCGAAAUUCUUCAAAACUUAAGUCGCGCUCAGCUUGCGCCAAACCAAGCUGCGCGGUUGGAAUGCCGUGCAGUUGUGGGCUAUUUAGGCACUAUAGAAACGCCUCAAGCUACAGCCAAUUCCGCUCCAGAAAACGUCAGAAAUGCUGUAAGAAAACUUCGUCAAGAAAGACGAGCAGCGACACCAGUCCUUUUAUCAGUUCUUCCUAGUUCAUUACUACUUCGAAGACCAUCGGGACAAGUACUAGCUCAGUAUCAGCGAGAAAGAAUAGUUUACGCUGGUUGUGGUUCUGAAGCUGAUAGGAGAUUCUUUGGACUUGUAACAGCAGCCGAAGUAAGUGACUCGGAAGCUGAAGCGUCUCAUUCUUGUCAUGUUUUUGUGGUUGAUCCGCGAAUGACAGAACACGAAGCGCAUGUAACAAGAGCUAAAGAGUUUCAAAUUAAUUGUACCAGAGAUCCUGUUGCGGAGCGCUGCUUAGAAUUUCCGCCAUCUGCUGAAUACGUCGUGGGAGUUAUACGAGGAAUGUACUCUUUGCCACCUGACGAUUGCGCUAGUCCCGUACUUCAGCAAAUAUCAAAAUUAACUGUGAAAAGUGAUAGUCCAGCCCCAAGUAAUUUCUCACGGUGUAAUAGACCUGCGUUCAGACCAGUCCGCGACAGACGACCUUGUAGACAUGAAGAGAUACGAAUGGAGCCUGAAUUUGUCGCUAACUCUCCCCAACCAAGUAAUCACAGUGAAAUCACAACUACGUCUAGUAAUAGCGACUCAGGCAUUGGUUUCCAUAAUGACUGUAGAAAUAUUGCGGAUAGAAUAUUGGUUGUUGACUUCGCGAAUCAGCAGCCAGUUCCGAAUCGGUAUCAUCAAGAAAUUUCUCGGCCUCUAGGAUUGGUUGGUUGUAGUAGUUUUGACGCAGAUGGAUCCUUUUUAUCAAAUACAACCCCAGUAGUUGAUGGAUUCGGUGGACAGGGCAGGCCAUUGAAUUUGGAUGACGUGAUACUAAACGCGAAUGAUUUGGCAAGGCAUAAUCCUAGAAGCGAGGAUGACAAUUAUAAUUACAAUAAUAUAUAUGGUAAUAUGCCAUCAGGUUCACGAGGGUUCAAUGGUGCAGUAUAUGAUCAGGUAUACACAGAGAAUGAGGGACACUAUGAGUUCAUACCAUCGAAUUUGGAGAUGGAUGAGGUAGAUCGCGUUGGCGAGACUUUUAAUUCUGUGGAGAUUUACGAAGAGCGAGCGAGGCAUCCAGACUACCAUUCUAAUGAGUCGGUGGAAAAUGUGACAGUUAUUUCAGGGAGAAGUAAGAUUAGUAUGGACACAGUAUCUGUAUACUCGUCUCGGAGUCAUGAGGAAGCUCGGCCGUCACGAAGAAAGCAUCUUCAGGCUUCAUUGGAUGAUAUGCUUGUACUUGGACUGCGGGAUCAACCUCAAGAGUCUGAUAAAGAUGAGGGUAAAUUCUUGCAUCCCGGUGCUGUUAAAUGCAAGGUACGCAAAUCUAUCAAGCCGUUUAACCUGUUAUCAAAAACGAAGAAUAUGUUGACGGGCAAGAGUGACAAACAAGAAGAGGACGGUCGGCGUAGGUCGUUAAGCGCAAGCGCAGGCGAUGAAUCACACGUCGAAGAUGCGUUGCCAGCUGCUGCUAGUGAACCCGAUCUAAGAGAUACACAGGUUAGUACUUAA